UGCGUGCAGGCAGCGGUCCACCGCCAAAUUCAAACAGAGAAAGAAAGAAACCACAGCAGCAAGCGGCUGAAACCGAGAGCACAGGCACAUUAUCACAGCUGAUACUUUCAGGUAAGCUCAGUCACCAUGGCGUCUUCAGUGAUGGAUGGAGUUGGUAGAGCUGUGGUGGGAGUCUGGCGGGCACACACAGUCCUGGAUGAGUCUGACGGGCCGGAGAGCUCUCCAGAAGCCCCAGACCGUUUCCGCAAGCUGCGCUCCUCGUCUUCACUCAACUCUCUGCGGAUGUCUUUGCGCAAGCGGCUCCCGCUGCGUUCUGUCCAGACCAACUCCCUCCCAGAGAAUCCGACCUGGGAGGCCCAGAAGGAGCAACCAAAACCCAACGCAGUCCGCAAACUCACUCGCAGUGCUCGCAACUCCAUCAGUGGAGUGUAUCAGAGGAUGCAGAGGCACAGAGAGUUUGCACACGAGGAGUGUUUGGUAGAGACCCCGGGUCGGACGUGUGACGGGGAAGAAGCUGGUCCUUCAACUUCUCGCACCCCGAGACGUACGCCUGGCCGAGCUGCAACACCCAGACGCACCCCCAGAUCUGCAGUCACACCCGGGCGUACCCCAGGCUCUAGGGGACGAAGGACUCCGGAGGCUGGCGUACGGGGGGUGAAAACAGGAGGAGGCAGGAGGCAUCUGGUCCGCAUGGCUGCACUACGGAGUCCAUUUGCCUCCCCCAACACACAGAACCAGAGGAUAAAGUUUGACCGAGAUUUGGAGUCCGUGUCCAGUGGACUCAAGAGGCUCAAACAUCUGUCCAAGGCCUUUGAUGACAUAAUUGGCAGGGAUAACAGAACCAGUACAAGGGAAAGUUCUGGAGGAGCAGUGAUGAGAAAGUUGGACCCCAGCGGUAAACUCAGUCGCUCAAACCUCACACGUCGGGCUGAGCACCUCUCAAACACACUGGGAGGUUGGGCCCACACAGCUGUGAACACUGUUCGCAAACCCAACUGAACUACAUGCUUGUGUGUAUGUAAAACACAGGACCUUUUUGUAAUGUUUCACAUUUAUCAUUAUUGAGGUAUUACUGUUACAUGUAGUGUUGCCAUGAUACUGGGAGACUAUUAUACGGCAGCUUGUCUUCUUUUUUUAUCUAUACUGUGUGUAUUUAGAAAGUAUUUUUCUUGUGUGUUUACACGUCUCAGGUUAGCUAGUUGUGGGUAAAAUAUCUUUACUGUAGCUGCCAAAGGGAUUUUUGUAUUGUGUUGUAUGGAUAGCUGCUACAACCAAAUGUCUUAGUUACAUUUUCAAAAUACUAAUUUUGUAGUUUUAUAUUCUAACUCGGCAGAGAAACUUUUUCCUAGUUUCUGGAAUUUACUUUAAAAGAAACUCUGCACGAGACCAAAAUUGUAUCUGCAGAACUAACGCUAAAUAUACAGACGGAGGGAGAUACAUUUCCCUCUAUUUAAGUGUAUGCAAUAAUGUUACUAACAUUUGUUAUGAGUUUUUAUAAAUGUCAUUUGAUUAUACCAAAUUAUGACUUAUAUUUUCUAUGAAAGGGGACUUUUUUUAUAUAUAGCUUAGGCAGGAAUUGAUUGCAAUUUCUUUCCCUCUUUUUUUUCAUAUCUUUCCUUUAGGCAGAGGUUGGCACUUUUAAUGGCCUGUGAAUGAUUUAUGCACCAAUACUGUACACAUAAAUCACUUGAUAAUGUGAUAGGGAAAAACCUGAUGGUAACAAUAAUGAUGUUAUAAAGUGUAGUGACUGUCAAACAAACAGCCUCCAAUGAAGCAAAACCGUCCUCUCUGUCAUUUCAGUGUAUUGCUACCGCCUUCUCUACACUAAUGGGAGAAAGGCAGACAAUGUGCCUAAAUGUGAAAAACAAAAUAAAACUAUA
Molecule: messenger RNA, 1880 nt
Organism: Morone saxatilis (striped sea-bass)
Lineage: Eukaryota; Metazoa; Chordata; Actinopteri; Moronidae
Exons: 5
Coding region: 127-999 (290 amino acids)
Source: RefSeq, a predicted model, not a curated record